Molecule: messenger RNA, 1696 nt
Organism: Dalotia coriaria
Lineage: Eukaryota; Metazoa; Arthropoda; Insecta; Coleoptera; Staphylinidae
Product: facilitated trehalose transporter Tret1-like
Exons: 2
Coding region: 114-1523 (469 amino acids)
Biological process (GO): transmembrane transport
Cellular component (GO): membrane
Molecular function (GO): transmembrane transporter activity
Source: RefSeq, a predicted model, not a curated record
AUUCCGUUGCGUUGUUUACCCGAAAAUGGGUUCAGAGGCUUUAUAUAGAUUACGUUUCGCACCCUGCGUGUCUAAACAUAUGCCAUCAAUGCAUCCAACAAGAAUGAACCAAGAUGCCACUUCAUUUGAAUUAUCAAUAUGCCGCUAUGGCUGCUGGUUCUCUCAUGGGAAUAGCAGUAGGAGCUAAUGCAGGCUGGUCAUCUCCAUACCUGCCCUAUCUACUGGGCGAAGACUCACAUAUCCCCAUGACAGAAGAUGAAGGUUUCUGGUGUGCAGUUGCAUCCCUCCUGGGUGCCCCAAUCGGAUCGUCAAUUGCAUCAAUGCUCAUUGACACCACAGGCCGGAGAAGAUUCAUCCUUUCCCUGGCACCGAUUAGUUUCCUUAGUUAUAUCCUCAUUGCAAUGGCCACGGAUGUGUGGACAUUGAUUGCUGCUCGUGUAGCAAUUGGUGCCACUGAAGGAGCUCUGUACAUUGCACUCCCAAUGUAUUAUGGCGAAAUAUCCGACCCGAAAAUUAGAGGGUUUAUUAGCUCAAGUGUAUCCGUGGCCGCAUUGCUUGGUACCAUCCUUAUUAAUAUUAUUGGACCUUUCGUAAGCAUCACCACGACGGGUUUCAUAUGCAGUGUAUUUCCAUUUCUGCAUAUGAUCUCGUUUUGGGCAAUGCCUGAUAGUCCGUAUUACCUCAUCAAAAAGGGUGACCUUGAAGGCGCUAGACAUAGCCUGGUCAUUCUUAGGGGUCAUAAGGAUGUUGAUACAGAAUUAGAUGAGAUUCAUAUGGCUGUUACCAGACAGGAAAACACAAAGGAUUCAAAUGCAAGUUAUCUGGACCUGUUUACAGUGACCAGUAAUCGAAGAGCAUUCAUCAUCUAUUGCAUCCUGUGCUUUACGAAUAAGUACAGUGGAAAGAGCCCGGUCACCUUCUAUACCACCAUAAUAUUUGCCCAAGCUGAUGGUAUAUUAGAUCCGGUCCUUUCCACAAUAACUUUUUAUAUUGUUGGGAUGAUCACAACGCUCAUAGGAAUGUGUGUCGUGGACAAGUUUGGAAGAAGACCUAUGUUGCUAUUCUCAGCUGUUGGAUGUUCAAUUGCCCUUGCUGCAUGUGGCGCUUAUUUUGCCUUGCAAACAUUUGCAUCCGGUUACGUUCAAUAUGUCACCUGGUUGCCUAUAGUAUCCCUCAUAACCUACAACAUGAUCUUCAGUUGUGGGUUGUCAUUUGGUCCGGUGUUAUUCCUCUCAGAAUUAUUCCCAACAUCAGUUAAAGCGAAAGCGUUGUUUUUGGGAGAUACCACUUCAGUGGUGAUGGCUACAACAGCCUCUAAAUUCUUUCAGGUGAGCAGUGACCAGCUGGGAAUGUAUGUUCCUUUCUCAUCCUUUGCAAUAUGUACCUUUCUGGGUGCUUGUAUGAUUUAUUUAUAUGUCCCCGAAACUAAGGGGAAAACUUUGGAACAGAUCCAAGUGGAAUUGAUUGGCAGUGAUGUUUACUUAAAGGAACAAAUUUAUACUGAUGAAAAAUGCAAAGCUUAAGCUGGCAAAUGUUUUAUUUUGUAUGUAGGUAUUUAUUUUUUAUGCCAGCCGCAUUUGAAUUCAAUGAUAACAAAGUUAACGACCUAGGAUAACAAAUUGUAUAAUCAAACAAAAUUAUCUGUUUGCUUAGAUGUUAAAUAUUAUAUAAUUACAUUUAACUAAUGAAGUUUAAA